Harpia harpyja (harpy eagle) is the source of this 4295-nucleotide messenger RNA. Its product is annotated as guanine nucleotide-binding protein subunit alpha-14. NCBI's taxonomy places the organism in Eukaryota, Metazoa, Chordata, Aves, Accipitriformes, Accipitridae. The record is from RefSeq and is a predicted model, not a curated record. Gene Ontology annotation, molecular function: G-protein beta/gamma-subunit complex binding; G protein-coupled receptor binding; guanyl nucleotide binding. Gene Ontology annotation, biological process: action potential; phospholipase C-activating dopamine receptor signaling pathway; adenylate cyclase-modulating G protein-coupled receptor signaling pathway. The transcript has 7 exons. The coding region runs from base 38 to 1102 and encodes 354 amino acids. Gene Ontology annotation, cellular component: heterotrimeric G-protein complex.
UCCCCUCCGGCGGCGGGAGCCGGGGGCGCCGGUGGCCAUGGCCGGCUGCUGCCUGUCCGCCGAGAAGAAGGAGUCGCAGCGCAUCAGCGCGGAGAUCGAGCGGCAGCUGCGCCGGGACAAGCGGGACGCCCGCCGGGAGCUGAAGCUGCUGCUGCUGGGCACAGGAGAAAGUGGCAAGAGUACGUUCAUUAAACAAAUGAGGAUUAUCCAUGGAUCAGGUUACACAGAAGAAGACAGAAAAGGCUUCACAAAACUGGUUUACCAAAAUGUAUUUACUGCCAUGCAAGUGAUGAUCGGAGCCAUGGAUACUCUCAAGAUACAGUACACAUCCAAAGAGAAUGAGGAGAGUGCUCAGAUGAUCAAAGAAGUGGAAGUGGAUAAAGUGACAGCACUGGAAAGAAAACAAGUUGAAGCAAUCAAGAAGCUCUGGGAAGACCCAGGAAUUCAAGAAUGCUACGACAGACGGAGGGAGUACCAGCUCUCAGACUCUGCUAAGUAUUAUCUUACUGACCUUGAUCGUAUUGCUAAUCCCUCAUUUGUGCCAACUCAGCAAGAUAUUCUUAGAGUCCGAGUGCCAACUACAGGAAUUAUUGAGUAUCCUUUUGAUUUAGAAAAUAUUAUAUUUAGGAUGGUGGAUGUAGGUGGCCAAAGGUCAGAAAGAAGGAAGUGGAUCCAUUGUUUUGAAAGUGUUACAUCCAUCAUUUUCUUAGUUGCAUUAAGUGAAUAUGAUCAAGUAUUGGCAGAAUGUGACAAUGAGAAUCGAAUGGAAGAAAGCAAGGCCUUAUUUAAAACUAUCAUUACAUAUCCCUGGUUUCUGAAUUCUUCAAUCAUUUUAUUUUUAAAUAAAAAAGAUCUUCUAGAAGAGAAGAUCAUGUAUUCCCAUCUAAUUAGUUACUUUCCAGAAUACACAGGACCUAAACAAGAUGUCAAAGCUGCCAGAGACUUCAUUUUGAAGCUGUAUCAGGAUCAGAAUCCAGACAAGGAGAAAGUAAUCUAUUCCCACUUCACUUGUGCCACAGACACAGAAAAUAUUCGUUUUGUCUUCGCUGCUGUCAAGGACACGAUCCUGCAACUAAACCUGAGGGAGUUCAAUCUGGUUUAAAGAAAAAAACAUGGCUGCAGCCACAGAGUGUGGCUUACUCAUAGCACAGCCUGUGUUGGUUAAAAAACAAGUGUCUUUUUAAAUAUCAUUUACAGAAAUGGGAGAAGGAUUUAUAUUUACUGAAGAAGUAUGGAUUGAGAGAACUUUAAAGAAUGAGUUUCAAAGUUUACUUUUCAAGCUAUACAUUUAAAAUAUUGUGUUCAUAUUUCCCAUGUUAGUUUUGUCUGUGAGUUAUUUUUUGACUGCUGGGGGAAUUAAGUAUAUUUAGAAGAAUGUACAUAACUACAUUGCUGUCUAGCUGGUAUUUUCUUAAGAUUUUUCUUUUUUUUUUAUUUAGCAUUUACAAUCAUAGCUUAUAAAAUUUCAAACAGCAAUGCCUUAAAAAUGACAUGUUAGUGUUAUUUUAGUGUGCUAGACAGUUUUAUAUUCUUGUUCUGAGCAAUGUAGUUGAAAGACUUAGGGUAAACCUAUUAUACUUUUUAGAAGUAUCUCUCAGUAGCCUUGAUAGGCCAAACCUGUUAAUGUUCUAGGAAUCAUUACAAAAGAUUAGUUAGUGGUGACCCUCACAUAUCACUGCCUUUUUGUUCAAGUGCCUUACAAUAAUAAACUACCUUUCACAGUUAAGGAAUGACCGAUUAAGAUCUUGUAGGCAGCCCACAGAAUUUACUCUUUUCUGAAGGGGAAAAGCAUUUCCCAAACAGCAAGGCAUUUAGCAAACAUUCUCAGCAUUCACUACCACAGGAGCUCAGAGAUCAUCCACAGAUGCUUACAAUAAACUACGCCUUAAAUUCCUCCAAGUCACUAACAUAACUUGCUUUUUGCACUUUGCAUUUUCCUGUUGUUGAGCUUUACAGGUAGUUUUGCAUGGAUUAGACAGCAGUAAAUCCUCUCCUGUAGAAGAUUUCCAGCCAUUUUCCCAUCUCCUCCGCUCCCUGCCCAACUACAAGCCUCUCCACUGAAGAUGAGAGCACCACUAAUACCUCAGUCAAUUCUCCUUCACUGGGUCAAAAAUUCUCAGACAAAAUAAUAAAGACAUUAGGGCAAUCCUGAAAACCUUUUUUACCCAUGCAAAAUCCAUGGUGAUCACGGGUGCUUGAUCAGCUAACCCAGCAACACUAGUAAGGAGAGUGUAUUAGUAGAAUAGUCUGUUAUUAGCAGUAAUUCAGCCCAAAAGAUAUGUUGAGGUUCUCCUGUAUUAUUUAAAUACAUGAAAAUUCCUUUUUUCCAAGAAGAAAUAUUAUAGCAAUGGUUUUUACUACCGGCAUAAGAUUGCAAUUUUAAUGCAGCACAGAAAAAAAUUCAAGUUAUAUUGAUUUUUCAGCUUGAGGAGUGCUUCUGUGUUUUCAACCCGGUUGCUAGCUGUCACAGUUCAGUCCUGCAAAAAAGCACACCCUGACAUUUCACUGCCCAUAAAAAAAUGUUUACUGUUUCACAUAUUAAACAGCACAGUUCCCUUUUGUCCAGCAGUACAGAAAAAGUAAAUUCUGUCUGGAGCUGGUUUUGGUUGCUACGGGGAAAACAGCUCAUAACAUUUGAUGCAUUUGUUCUUUCUUUAGUGUUGGAACAAGCAGUAGAAGCCCGUUCUUAACACUGCUUUAACGUUUUUCUGUGAGGGAAGGACACUGACCUGUAUGUUGUGCCCAUACUAAUGAAUGGCAGUAAUCAACACUGAGGGAACAGUGCAGAAGACCCUGGGGUAAGGUACAGGGUACAGUGCCACUUGCUGAACAAGAAGCGGCCAAGGGGGAGUGACAGAAAGCAUGGAAUAAAACAGCAUGUCUACAUGUGUCAUCUCUGUCCCUGGCAUAUCAUCUCUACCCUCCAAGCACUAUCAUGACAAGUCCUCAGACCUCCUGUCCUAAACACUGUUGCUCAGAAGAUAGUUCAAUAGCAUUUCUUGUCAUAAAAUCUGUAGAUAUUGGAGUUUUACAGUACUUACUUAAGAACUUCCAGUCACAUGAAAAAGACGACAAAAAUACUUUUUCUAGGGCAGCAGAUUUGAUGGAGGAAAGCAUAUAAAAUGCCCAAAUGCUUGAACUACUUGAUCCAGUUUUGAGACCCCUGGGAAGAAGUUCUGGAAAAAACAUCUGUUUAAACUCUUAGCUGUUUCCUAUCUUGAGUCAAGAUUUGCUGUCUCUGUGAAGAGCACAUUGGCAUCAUGAAUUUGGAAGCCUGGCUUUGCUGGAGUACAAGCUUUGCAGAUUGUGAGACAGUUACCAUUUUACAGGACCCAUCAGUACAAGAAUGCUUUUCUUUCACACUUCACAACCAACAUUUAAAAACAUUCAUGAGGGCAGUUAGAAACUGCACAUAAUUCUCGAUCUGCUUGAUGCAACAAGGAAUAAAAACCCACAAAGGUAAAAAAACAGGGACACCAACUUCCUUGGCAGAAAUUACAGAUAAAUUGAUCAACAUAGGAAAAAAGAACCACCCUCAGUAAUUAACUGUUAGGAACUUUAGCCAUCUAUAUCCUUAGUUCCUGGGAGGUAAAUGUUUCAUUGGUAUUGGUUGCGUCUUCAGUUUCAGUCACUGCAGAUAGAGAGGGAUCAACUGGGAGAGAUUAAUGCUGGAAAAAGGUACUGUGGAAUUGUUUGAUUUGCUGAAGAAACACUGUGUGUUCUGGCCUUGUACAAUACUUCUGUGAUUCCAAGCAAUGUAGUCUCCAGGUAGUUCUUUUCUGGAAUUCCAAUGUGAAAGGGUCAAGAAGGGGGGGGGGGGAAUCUUCUGAAUAGUUUUGUGGAAUAUUCUCAUUCAUGAAGCUAAUACAGUAUCAGGAAAUAUAUACAAAUCAAAUAUAUAAAAAUCUAUUUAAAUGUCAUAGGGAUACAGAGCUAUUUACAAACAAGCCACAAGACUUAGCAAUCCUAUUAAGGUAUGCAAUGUAUUUAUUGAAACUGUUUUACAUCAGCAGAAUAAUUAGGAAACUUAGGAUUUGUAGUUCAAAUUCAAGAAUAUGCUGUAAGUAUUAAAUUUUAAAUACCAUUACAUAGUAAAAUUAGUCUUUUAUUGACUAGUGUGUGGUAUUUGUUAUUUGCAGAUAGAUGGCUAAAAAUAACUCAGAAGGAACAAAAGACCUCAGUGAUUUGUUUGGUAUGUGAGUGUAUUUUGUGAAGUGCUAAAGAUAAUAAAUAGCUAGUGGCAUAUGUACGGAAAUUUUUUUGGUGAAAAAAGAGGAUUUCAUAAGAAUCUGGUU